Molecule: messenger RNA, 1515 nt
Organism: Phytophthora infestans T30-4
Lineage: Eukaryota; Oomycota; Peronosporomycetes; Peronosporales; Peronosporaceae
Product: NADPH-cytochrome P450 reductase, putative
Exons: 3
Coding region: 1-1515 (504 amino acids)
Cellular component (GO): cytosol
Molecular function (GO): flavin adenine dinucleotide binding; FMN binding; NADPH-hemoprotein reductase activity
Source: RefSeq, a predicted model, not a curated record
AUGACAGACUCGUACGUGGUCGUAGGCUCCUUGCUGGCCAUGCUGGCCACCGCCGUGCUGUUCCUGCGGGAGCCUAAGCCUAAGAAGGACAAACUGGCCGAGGAGAUGCUGCGUAUCGGCCAGCAGAUGAAAAUGUACAAGGAAGCGGCCGAGCCCGCGCCUUCCGUCCAACAACCCAGCGUCGAGGAGAGUCCCGCCUACCCUGGCGGUCGUGUAGCCAUCUUAUUCGGCUCUCAAACUGGCACUGCCGAGGGCUUCGCUGAGGUCCUGAAGGCAGAGGGACGUAAAGCUGGCUUCCAGACCCACGCUAUCGAUCUGGAGGACUACGACGCGGCCUCCAAGCUGAAAGACGAGAAGCUGGUCAUCUUCAUCAUGGCUACAUAUGGUGAAGGUGAUCCGACUGACAAUGCCGUGGAUUUUAUCGAUUUCCUUAAGGAUAAAGCGGGAAAUCUGGAGCCGAAGACGUUCGACAGCGUCCACUUUACUGUCUUUGGCCUCGGUAACACCCAGUACGAGCACUAUAACGAGAUGGGACGCAUGACUGAUAGGUUUAUGGAAAAGUAUGGAGCCGAGAGAGUGUUCCACUAUGGAGAGGGCGAUGAUGACGCCAGUUUGGACGAAGACUUUGACGACUGGAAGGAGCCACUGUGGAGAGCUCUGAGGAAGCAGUUUAUCGCGGGAAACAGUGAGGAAGAUACCGAAGUGAAGCAGGACGAGCACAAGCUGACGCCUCCUGAGUACGAGUACGAACUGGUGGAAAUCCGCAAGAAACAAGUGGAAAAUGCGCCCAAAGAGGUCAAAAUGAAGGCGUCGACCAAGCAUUUCUUCACGGCCAACCAGGCGAAAGUUGUGGUGAACCGAGAGCUGCGUCUGUCGACUGCGGGAGGCUCCACGGUGCAUGUGGAACUGGAUCUUCGAGGCACUGGAGUGACCUACGAGACGGCCGAUAACCUUGCUGUCCUGCCUGAGAAUGAGACGAGAGUCGUCGAGAGUCUAGCGACUCGUCUGGACUUGGAUUUGGACCAAUGGGUGGCUCUCAAGCCUGUGGCUGAAGAUCUCCACUGCGAGCUCCCGUUCCCGUCUCCAAGCACGAUCGAAGACAUUCUAACACGUUAUCUGGCAAUUAACAGCGCUCCACGGCAUGAGGGCAUGAAGACCCCACAAAGCAAUGUUUGUAUUGUGGAGCGUGCGCUGUUCCUAUGGCAAGAAAAACAUUUGCAGUUUGCCUAUGAGUAUUACUACACGCUACACGCUGAUCGAGUUCGAUAUCUAGCUGCAAGGGCUGUUACCUACAAACCAUUGGGUGUUACCAUGCAAUUAGCCACGUAUGUACGGAAGGUUUUACGAUGGGGGCUUCAAACCCUUGACACAUUUCUGAACGGGGAUGCUCCGGGGACGAUUUGGUGCGACCAAGAUGAUAAGCUGCUAAAGAACUCGAUGGAUCUCCAACCGGUAAGCGAGCUCACUGUGGCUGAUGCAAAACGUCUUGGGGUCUUUGAGGGCUUGAAGGCAUGA